This is a messenger RNA of Megalops cyprinoides (Indo-Pacific tarpon), 1961 nucleotides long. RefSeq names its product family with sequence similarity 83 member Fa (gene sack1fa). Lineage: Eukaryota; Metazoa; Chordata; Actinopteri; Elopiformes; Megalopidae. The transcript has 5 exons. Bases 63 to 1640 code for a protein of 525 amino acids. The record is from RefSeq and is a predicted model, not a curated record.
UAAAGGUGAGAAGUGGACUUCCUGGAAGGGGGGUAUACUGUUAUUCUGUGGGGAGUUUUGCAAUGGCCGAAUCCCAGCUAAUGUGCAUGGACGAUGAACACGUCAAUGAAAAGAUACCGGAGUCCAAACCCGAGUUUUACUACAGCGAGGAGCAGCGUGCCGCCGUCGAGCAGCUGUUAAAGAACGGAGAUGGCGCUUUCAAGAUGAGGCUAAAAGAGGACAAAGUUAAGGAUUUCCUCUCGGCCCGGGAGAUUAAAUGGAUACGUAAAAACUUUCGCGCAUAUGACACUGAGGGCGAAUCGGACAACGUAUGGACCGGACCACAGCGAGACUCCAAAGCGGACUCCGGUGUUCACUCCACUUACUGGCCUCAGCUAUCGGAUACCGAGGUGCCACCUUUGGACAUCGGCUGGCCGGAUGGUGGUUUUUAUAGAGGAGUGACCCGGGUGACAGUUCACACCCACCCACCUAAAGAAAACGGGCCACAUAUCAAAGAGGUGGUUCGUAGACUGAUCCAAGAAUCUAAUAAGGUGGUUGCAAUUGUCAUGGAUCUCCUGGCCGACCUUCAGAUCCUGCAGGAUCUUUUGGACGCGGCGUCCAAGCGCAGUGUGGCUGUCUACAUUGUGCUGGAGGCGCACGGCAUUCCUCACUUCUUGGACAUGUGCAGUCGGCUGCAGGUGGGAGCCAUGCACCUCCGGAACAUUCGAGUGCGGACGGUGCAGGGCAUUGGACUAGCGCUGUCAUUUGGCAAGCUCGCGGGCUGUCUGUGUAGUAAAUACAUGCUGGUAGAUGGAGACAAAGUCAUGUUCGGAUCAUACAGCUUCACAUGGAGCUCCUCUCGCAUGGACAGGAACAUGAUCACUGUCAUGACGGGUCAGGUGGUGGAAAUCUUUGACAAUGACUUCCGAGAACUGUACGCCAUCUCUGACAACGUGGACCUGUACAAGGAGUUCCACAUCACCAAACCCCCCAAGCCCACCCCUGUCAAAGCAACAACAGCCCACAGGCCAGCUCCUGCAGCUUCCACCUCUCGCUUCCAGGUGACCCUGGGGGACUCCAGACAAGCCAGCCUCAAGGUCCCAGCACACAAAUACUACAACCCCAAAUAUUCCCUGGUUGUGGGGAACAGUCAACUGAUGACAGGCUCCAUGCAGGAUCUGCCCUCCAUGAGGCCAUCGCAAAGCGUGGAGAGCUCGCUGAAUUUGAUGGAGAAGUUCCUCCAGGCCAGCAGUGACAGCAGUGAGAGGCUGGACACGCUUGCUCCCCUGCCGUCCACCGCUAUUGAGGCAGAGGGCAAAGGGGGAUCCAAAAGGCAAAACGGACUCGGGGCAAAGAAGCAGCGCAGCUCCUUCAGAUUUUUCCUGAAGGGAAAGGCAGCCAAUCAGAGCAUGGCUGCUGAACCGGAGGCCACGCCCUCUAUUCCAAACUCCUCCCCCGUCCGCAAAACCCCGACGACCACAGGUGAGAGGCUGGAGGAUAGCUUUGAGAUCCUGGUCCCAGAGAAACAGCCGAAAGGAAAAAGUAAGAAGACGUCGAAACUGCAGCCAAGGAGCAUGUCUCUACAGGCCGUCAACACGCAAGAGGAAGAAAGCUUGAAAGGUCGAAAGCGAAAUCAAAAGAAGGCCUGUAUUCAGUCCUGAGAGAGAGGGAGCAAGAGGGAGGCAUUCGAUAGAUCAAUGUGAGCAGCAAAUAACUGAAGGACUCACUUUCUGCCAAGGUGAAAACUGAGACAAUGGAUACAAAAAUGAACAUGAGCGUGUGUGUGAGAUCCCAACAUGGAGGCCUUGUGCAAUACACUGUAUCUUUAUUUCACAUUCCUGAGACGUUGCUGAGAAGUUAUGAUAAUGACUCCUCCGUGGAUGGUGAAAUCACUCACGGAGUCAGUUGGCAGAGUCCUGUCUUUAUUCAUUUCAUUACAUUACAUUACAGUACAUUGCAUUCGUUUAGCAGACCCUCGUAUC